AUGUGUAUUUCCAGUAGAAGGAGCGAAGGCCUCAAAGCGCUUCCUGAGGUGGAGCUUCUGGGCGGCCAAAGUGCAGUCCAGCAUGUGCUUGCUCAUCCAGCCUCGGCGGAUGCUUUUGGCCACCUGCCGUUAGUCGGUUCAGCUGCUGAUGAUUCCCAGACGAUCGUCAAGCUUCUUCUCGAAGCACGGGCAGAUAUCGACGACCCGGCAGCUUCGCGAAGCAAGGUAGCACUGGCCGCGCGCUUCAAUGCCAGUGACAAACCCGCAAAAGACCCUGUGGACGCCUGCUUCCAACAUGGAGAUCGUGGGGCAAACGCGAACCUGAGCCAGAAUGGGCUGAAUGCGGGGUAUGUCACAGAUCCGGACCCACACCGUGUCUUCGAACCUGCACAGGACGCAGACCCGGGAAGUGCACGCCUCAUGAGCUCAGGCCCAGUGCUGAAGCCCUGGCCUGAGCUCUCAGGUUAUCGAGCGUUUUCUGUGGCACCGGCUCGUGACAAGCUGAGGUCGAGAGGCUUGCGAGGUUGCUUGUGCAGAGGUCACCUGCAGUCAAAAAUGACGAAAGUUCGUUCCCCAGACACUUCUGCAGUACAGCAGUGCGCGCAGCAUGCUUGCCGUGUCGAUGCCUUGCACGUGGUUGCCAGCCUUUCUGCAGCCUCAGUAUGCUUUUUCACGAUAAGUGACUUUGUCGAAGACAAAGUUAGAGUUCGUUGUUUGAAUGUCGUUGCCUUCUCCUUGAUAUACGUUUUCUUCGUGUUUGCGCUGCUGAAGACUGUGCCUUCCCCCGAGCCUCGUUUGAAGGCUGUGCGUUUUGCAAGUCCUCCACCCACUGCUUGGGUCUCCGGAGAGCUAUCCACGGACAUGAGAAGCUUCUUCAUCGGAACAGGCAGUCUCCCAAAUCGAUCGCAAAGGCUUUGGGCCGUGGAUGACACAGGGAGUCCAAUGGUCAAUGCGCAGGUGGAGGUGCGUGCUUCCAACUUUGUUAGUGACGGGCCACUUCCGUGCUCCAAGGCGCAGAUGGAUGCCAUGGUUGGCACGCUAGAAGCGCGACGUCUUCACCAUGUCUGCAAAUACGACAUUCUCUAUAAUGCAGGUCCAACCAAUGACUUGGGACUUGUCACGCUGACGGACUUCGCGAUCAUGGGCCCUGCGGGUUUGUAUACGCUGGUACCAUCUGCGGGUGGCUUCGAUUCUACCGAGGGCUCUUCCGUGUUGGUCUCCACGCCUGUUGCGAGCAUCGAGGUGGUGAACCUGAGCACGCCGGACCUUGACCCCGUCGUUCCGCCCACCGGCGUCAAGGCUUUACCGAAUGGUCGCAGGGCCAAGGCCUCAGACUGGCCAGUGCUACCACCUUCCGGGACUUGGGAUCUGGGAUCUGAGAUCGUGGCCUUUGCGAACCCCGAUCCCGGGUGGCCGCCGGACGGGGAUGCGUCUCGUGUGGAGCAGUACGAAAGACGAGGGCAGAAGGUGGACCACGUGAACAUCGUGUUCUCUGACAGUGCGCUCGUUUUCAGUCCCUGGAAUGACCCCGUCUAUUCUCCAAGGAACCUUUAUCCUCUGCCGGUCCAGAAGUUCCGCUACCCAAUCUCUCUGUCACCAAGGGUUUCUUCUGUGCAGGUUUCAACGAAGGUCCUGUUAGUCGUGACGGAAGGAGUUCCAUUCCAGCCACAACCGGUGGUAGCGGUGCGAGAUGAAAACGGGCAGCCUGUGCCCGGGGUGAGAUGCUACGCCCUGUUGUCGAUGGAGGGAUCGCUGCGGAAUCCCAACUGGUUUCGCCGCAAACUCAAAGGUUUCAAGGGGAAGGAGCUAUUGAACGCGGAAGCCGUAACAGAUGCCAGUGGGAUGGCGCAGUUUCGUGAGCUCAAGCUGUCGACUUAUGGAAACACUCGAAGUCUCGACUUGGACGGCAGUUGGGCUCUGCCUAGCUGGCACUACUCGAUCGACUUCAACUGCGAUGGAAAGAUGCAGGAAUCACAUGCCUGGAGCGUGAAUUCCGGUGGUUACAUCACGGAGGUUGUCACGACGGUCGCGCAAAUCAGGAUCCAGCGCUUCAUCCGCAAAGACGCGGAGCUGGGGCGCUACGGUGUGGAGCCGGCCGCGAAUGGAACGGACACAUUUUUGGCAGUGGUCCGUGUGCUUGACGCCAACGGGAAUGGCGUGGCGGGAAAGUCUCUCAACGUGCAGAAUGAUGCAGGCGACGCUGUGGUCGAGCUCGCCCCGGACGCGCUAGAGAUGACAAACGAGGCGGUCUGGGCAGCACCGGCGUUUCAGACCUCGGGCCAGGUAACCUUCAAAGUCCGCUUUUCCUGCGAUGGCGCUCGCCGGCCUGCAUUGGCAGUUGAGUCGCCAGACAGCGAGGAUUUAUUGGCCAGGCUCAGCACACACCUCCAUGGCAAACUGACAGCCGAUGCCCGGGUGCGCCCGCCGGUGCCUGGGCAAAUUUUCCAUGCCUUGCUCGUAAGAUGGCCAAGCUACACUCUCCUGGGACUGGUCAUGUGGCAGGAGGUCAAUUUCCCUGGAAUCUCAGCGCCGAACACCAGCUCCUGCUUCGACAUCUCUGGCGUUGGGGAUGAACGUCGCCUUGGGGCCGAGGCCAAUGAGGUGAAGGAGUUGCAUGCUGAAGUUGCGCGGAGACUCCGAACGUUCGCCGGGGCGGUCGAAUCCUCGGAAGCCAAAUCGCGAAAGCUCAGCUCUGGGGCUGAUGGUGCCAUCAACAUGUUGGUGGAGGAUGCAUACAGCAACGAUGGCGACAGGUUCGGAUUUGUCCAGGUCUCAGAGAGUGGUGACGUGGUGCGGCACGACCCUUGGAUGCACUGGAAUCCACUGGAAGUUCCAAGGGCGCUCUGCCUUGAAGAGCUUGAGGAGCCCCGGCCGAUGAUCAAAGUUUCGAGCCUGGACCACCUGGGCACCGCCAUCCUUCCAAAGCCAGUGCCGCAGACGCUGAGGCAGUACAACGACGACCCGAAUUACAUCACCUUUGCCUCGCAGUUCGAAGCCGGCUCCGGAGACCACUUCCUGCGGAUGGUGGUGCAGCUCGACGAUUAUCAAGGCCACAAGCAGGAAUGCUAUUCUUCGCCGGUCCCGCUGCGCAUUCAGAAUGUCAUUGGGGACAUUGUCCUGGAAGGAGAUGCUGGCCCUGGUGCAUACUACGAGCACGUCAUCCAAUCGGGUUCCUACGUGGACAUCGAUCUCAGCUUCAUCCUCGAUGCAUCCGUGGGUGACGCUUCUGACCUCAGCCGCAUCCCGAAUUGCAUCUUCCUGUCAGCUGAUCGCUGGGAUUUGUGUGCGAUGAGUUUCGUCCUGGUGGAGGCGCCUUACAACUUCCAUCGGCCACUAGGCAUGACAGACAACAUCCCGGAAGCGCACCCUCUGAGCACGGAGUACUACACGAUCUCUGCAGUCCAAAGAACAGGAGCAACCAAUGCGCAGGGAUACGAUGCAACCACCGGGAAGCUCCAUCUUCGCAUGCAAAUGAAUCAGAAGGGGAUCUACGGAAAUUUUGGCAUCCAGUUCCGAGGCUUUGGAGUGAACAGCAGAGUCUUCACAUGGAGGGUUCUUCCUCCACCUGGUCUUCGUUUGGAAAUGGUGCAAGACCCAGCCUUUGUGCUCGUUCCGCCCUGGACAGGCAAUUUGAUGGAUCAAAUUCCUAUCGUCAGAGUGCUAAGCGACGAAGGUCCUGUGAACGGUCUGAUCUUGAGCUAUGACCUAGUGCCCGUGGAUGGGGGAGAAUUCACGAAGUUGACAGUGAUGCCCAUGUAUUCGACGUUUCCGUUCUUGUACUCCGGCUCAUCCGGAUCAGAGAUAACUGAUGCAUUUGGGCAAGUCCGUCCGGCACAAGAUGGAGUUGCGUAUUUCCCCAUUAUCGGUAUUGUGGACGGAAUGAGAUUCAUAGCGGAGGGGGUUUCGACAGAGCCCUUGCCCUCACAACCGAUCUGUCUUUCCACACCUUACUCCUUCCAAAUUGUAGCCCAGCCCCCGUCAACCUGGCCCUUGAACAUCGGUAUCGACGAGUUCGGCGGCAGCAUCACGGUGGAAGUCCGGCCGAACUUCGGAGGGCUGUCGAUGUUCACGCAGUUUCUUGGCGGCCUGCUGGUGCGGCUGCUGGUGUCAAGCGAAGGUGGCAGGGGUGUGAACGAUGCAGGCGCAGCUCAAGACCUUUCGCAGCGCAUGCUCGGUGACCAUGUGUGUGUCUUCGUCCAGUGGAGAGAGCCCUUGGGACGGUGCACCGACCUGGUAAUUAUACAAACUACGCCCUUUCUGGUUAUGCGAUUCUCCUUUCUCAAAGUCCGGUGGUUAAGACGUAUUUCGCAACCUGCCAGAAUCUCAUUGAAAGUGUCCGACCUGUCCGGUUCGGACUUCAGAUACUCCGUAAGCAAGCCGCCAGGCUUUGAAAACAUGUCAGAUGUCCAGAAGUUCCACAGCUGUUCUUCAGCAGUCCAGGAAACGCUAACAGACACGCAAAGUUCAACCACGAUAGAAAUCGCGGCCGAAACCACGGCGAGCCAGUUUUUCCUCGCAUUGGUCCCGCCCGAGAUUGCAAUCGUGGGCAACGUGUUCCUGGUGCGGCUGAGAGUCACGACGGCGAGUGGCGCUCCAGUACGGGAUGUCAGGGUCCGUGCAGGUAUCCAGAAGCUGGCCGCCACCUCUCCCGGUAGCACAUCUCCGGGACUUCUACAGUCCUUGGUGCAGAGUGGCAGGAGGUUGGAAGUGCUGACUGACAGCAACGUGGAACUGGAUCCGACGACGACUGUUCGUGUGAGCAAGCCGAACGGUAUCAUCUCAUUCCCAUUGACCAUCACGCGAGCCAUGAGUGGGACCUACAAGCUGCUGUUUCAGCCUGAUGGGCCAAACGCACAGGUGGUUCUAGAGACGAAGCCCUUUAAAGUCGAGAACCCCGUAUACCGAAUUACCUCAGCCGAAGGGCCAUGGGGGCAGGUGGAGAUACCUGAUUUCGGCAUGUUCACGCCGCUCCCGCGGACUCCUCGUUUCUGUGUUGAGACGGCGACGAAUGAGUCCUUGGCUGAGCUUCAAGCCACGGGUGUCCGGACGCGUAUACAGCUCAUUCUCAGAGGAGCGCCAUCGCAGCAAGAGUCGGCUGCCAUGAGAGCCGCUUUGCAGGCGAAAGAGGCUGCGAAGGCAGCGCUGCAAGCUUCAGCCAACAACAUGGCUGCAAACUUGUCGCAGGAAUCCACUGGCUUCAUGAAGACGGUCGUCGAUCGAUUCAUUGCUGACUCAGCUAGUCAAGCUAAGGGAUCUUUCGCCGGCCUCACCGCAGACUUUGCCCGGGCUUGUCUGGAAACGCCGUUGCGGCAGAUGCAGGUGGGCGACCCCUUCACAGAGUUGGGUUUCGGCAAUGCGACUUCGGAUGCGGCGGCAGCGGGCUUGUCGGUCUUGCAGAGUCCGAGCUUGUCCGAAGCCCUUGGUAUGGAUCCGUCUGCUCUGGAGCCCUCGCAGAUACUGGACCAGUUCCAACAGGUGCUGAUGUCUGCGGGCGGCUCCGUCGCCUCCCCGAGCAGCAAGCAAGCAGCGGCAGCAUGGGAGUUCUCCCUCGAUGACCUUCACUUGCAGGCUCCCUGUGGGUAUGUUUUCAAUCAGCCGCCGCUCUUCGCCUUUGCCGAAGAUGUCGAGUACGAGUUCACAGUUUCUGUGAAUGGUGUUGAGAGCUCAGAAGGCUUCGCCUUCAAAGUGGUGCGAACACCGCCUGAUCCCGUGGACGUGGCCUUCAAUUGGUUCUGCUCUGGUGUUGCGGCCAUUGUUGGUGUCAUCAUCCUCAUCACAAACGUCACACAUCAUCGAUGGCCCUGGUUCAUUUUCGCACUCCUCUGCACUGUAGGGCUGCUGGUGGCAGCACCUUUUCUGUCAGUGCACAGGGACGCGUUGUAUGGAGCUUGGAUCUAUGUUGCCGUGAUCGACGUCGUGCUCAUCCUUGCCACCCUUGUCUGGGGCAUGACCACAGAAGUUUCCAGCCAGGCCCGUACUUUCGACACGCAGCGCUCGGAAAUCUUCGAAGCCUACACUAGAAGAAGGCUGGGUCAGGCUCUCGGCUUCAAAGACGUCCCGUCCGGUGACACAGUUAAGCAGUCAUUGCUAUCGUCAGUGCGGAGGACGUUUCUCAAGCCUUUCAACGCGGAGGAUGCCUUCUUCUUUCCAUCGGCACUGCUUGUUGCCAACCUCUUAUCGCUCCUUUCCUUCACCUACAUCUUUGCGCAGUCUAUUCAGGUCCUACGCAACCUCGAAGCGCUCCUGAACAUGGCAUUGAACACUGCCCUGGACAAGGCUAUCGCGCUCAUAGCAAGUAUCAACCUGGCAUACUUUCAGUUGUCCAAUGCAGAUUUGCCGGACAGCGCAACUGAUUUCAUGUAUGUCCAGAUUGGCUUGAUGCGAUCUUGGUUCCAGCAGCUGAUCGAUGCCAUUAUU
This is a messenger RNA of Symbiodinium necroappetens, 6417 nucleotides long. NCBI's taxonomy places the organism in Eukaryota, Dinophyceae, Suessiales, Symbiodiniaceae. The record is from the annotation of a GenBank genome assembly.